AGUAAAUUAAAACAUUUACUUUUACGUUUAGUUUGGAACUUCCGAACUUUAUUGAAAAUAAAACAAUGUCUAAACGUUUUUACCCCCAGAAUUAUGGUGAAAGAAAAAAGGCUAAACUAGAUAUAACUGUGUCUGACCACAAUUUUCCACUCAGUCAAAAUUCGACUUCGAAUAAGGCGACAAUCCAGUCCGACGCCUGGGGUGACGAUAAUGAUGAUGAUCUCCUUCUCUUGGCAAGCCAAGCAUGUGAGGACGCUUACAAUGAGCAGAAUGAUAGUAUCUUACCUGAUUAUACUUUGUGUAUGCAGCCUGGUUCAUCUAGCACACAAUUUGAGUACCCUGAACCAAGUACUUCUAAAGCUCCAUUUUCCUUUAAAAAGCCAACAUCAAGUCCAUACAGUACAAUAUCAACCAAUUUAAGGAAUAAAUGUGAACGAAUAUCCUCCCCACUGCCAGGACUGACAAAUAAAGUUAACAAAGAGCAUGUUAAUGUUAGUGAAGACUUUAUUAUAAAUGAUAAGAUAUUUAAAGGCCAGGACUCAGGCCAAUUUUAUAAGCAACUUUUGCAAUUGCAAGAAGAAAAUGCUAAAUUAAAAUCUGAAAAUGGAAAGUUAUUAGAAAAAUGUGUAACUAAAGAAGGUGAGGCAUCCAUACUCCGAACACAGCUUAAAACAUGUCAGUUAUCUGUGGAUAAUGCUCGUCUUGAGAAGAUUAAGACUCAAGAAAAAGCUCAAAUGGAAUGGAUGGAUAAGCUAGGAACUGCCAACAAGCAGAUACAUGAUUUAAGAACGCAGCUUGAUUUUAAGAAUUUGGAAAUAAUUAGCAUAAAAGAGAAGUGUAAGAUGUUAGAAUCAUCUAAAAUUAAGCUGACACAAGUUACGGUCGGACCAAAUGAUACAUCAUAUAGUCAUAAACAGAAUAGUUACAUAGAAAGAGAGUCAACCCAAGUGAAAAGGACAAAGAGUACGAGCAGUGCGCAGACCGACCAAUCACAAUUUCUGAGGUUAAAUAAAUUGACAAGAAACGAAAUAUCAAAUCUAAAACAAUUCCUUCCUUUAAUAAUGGAAUCUACUAGUGACCAGCAUUCCAUACUGGAAUAUAAUGAAAAAUUAAGAAAAGUGGAUACAUCGGUUAACAAGUGCCGGGUUUUUAGUACAUUUCAUCGACUACCCUCCACGCCAAAUGCGGGUAGACGCAAAAAAAGAUUUUGUAUAACAAAUGUGUAUGAAGAUCUCACUUGUAUAGCUAGUGGGCACGAGAGAGACAGAUAUAAUAAUUUCCUGAAAAUAUUGAAGGAUGUGUUAAACGAAGUGUAUAGCGAUGUGAGCACAAUAGCUCAGCGGUUAACGACUGCCUUUCAAAGAGAGAUGGACGAAAAGUACAUUGAAUCAACGAAUAAAUAUGUUCCUGCUGAAUUUGAGGAUCUUAUUAGUGGCAGGGUCCUGUAUAAGGAGGAGCAAGGCAUUUUAGCGAGACGAAUGCUUGCAAUAAUGUCGAUAUUGCAAAAUUUACCGAACGAGAAUGAAUUAAAUGAAUUUAUGGAUAUAUUUUAUAAAAUAUGCGCUCUUCUGGAUACUACGUCUUCUGGAUUAUUAUACAGCGGGUUCUUAAUAUCCCUCAUACAUUUAUUAUUAACUCUUUUACCUUUAUACAUAUCUCAAAUUAGAGAUAUUAUACGUAACAUUAUAAUAUCCAGACCUCGGCCGAUGGUAUCCUGUUCGGCUCUACCGCUAUUGGUAAAACUUUGUAGGGAAGAAACAAAUUCGAAAGAAAAAGGAAAAAGUUUAUUAUGUGACGGUAGUUCGGGAAAUUUGAGGGUAGAUUUCGAUCAAGGUGUACUUUUGUAUAGGAAAGAUUCGUGCCUUCUCCAAGUUCUACUUAAGCAAGUGGAGACGGCACUCAAAUGUAUGGAGACAGAUCGCUUGGUUCCUCAAGCUUUGGCAGUCGCAAGAAACCUGCUACUGUUACAUACGAGUUUGACAAUCACAGAUAGUACUAGAUGCGAGUGUAGACUCGUCCUAUUGCAAGUAAUCGUUUAUGCUCUAUGGAUAUGCGCACACGCGAUCAAAAAUGUUCCCGCCUCAUUAACACAGGGUGUUCUAGCAACGUGUCGCAGUGGUCUGGAGUUGAUUUACCACUGCGUGACCAUGGACGUGGAGUUCAUAUCUCAGUUGGAUUAUCACGAAGGGCAUUUGAUACAGCUGUGCGAGAUUAUCAGACAAUAUGAACAUAGCGAGAUUUUUGGUUCUAUGCUAUCAGAGAUAUCGACAACAUUCCAAGCAUCACCCGAAGAUGAGACCCCAGCAUUCACCAAACAGCCCUGGCUAAAUAGUUUUCAGACUUUCUCCAUCACAGAUUAGUCAGUUCCUAGGAUUCUUUCAAAGUAUCCUGUUCAGGCUUCUCAAACAAGCAAUUUAUUUUUUAAAAUAAAUAUAAAAUAUGUUACUUUGGGAGAUGGCACUCUAAUGGAAGAAAAUGAAAUUGGCCUAUCUUAUUCGUUACAAACAUACAAACAUACUUGUUAGUAUUGAUACAAACCACCGAUUGUUAUAUAGAUUAAUAAAACCUUAUUUAAUAAUUGUUAAGCAAUGACCGUAUAUUAAGCAUGUAUUGUAAAUAUUCUUAAAUAUAAUUUAUUUUUGAAAUGUCUUUUAUUAAGUAUGAAAAAAUCUCAAAAACUGUUUUGGUAGCAAUUUUUAAUGCAGUUUUAUAAGUACAGUAGUACAAUACAUUGGUUUUAACUAUAAUAAUCAUUGAUUGAAAUUUUUAUCAUAUACAUGGGUCAAUCAACUUUUAAGUGUACAUCAAUGAUAAAUUUUAUUUUUAUAAUUUUAUUUGAAUUUUUUUUAUAUUUUAACAUUUUUCUUUAGAUAAUUAUUUAUAUUUUAAGAAUUUACAUAGAGCAGAACGAUUUAUUUAAAUAAAAUAGUAAAUUUGACUCCGAAAUAGUCCCUUGGACAACUAACUAAAUAGACUUCUGAACCAUUUGAAAUUCAGUAUAAUUGUGAAUCGUCACUUUAUUCUCACUUAAUAUAGGAUGGAUUUCAAUUUGUCUUCCAUAAAUAACAAACGUGACUUUAUUAUUGAAAGGAAAAGUAUUGCUCUAUGCUGAUUCUAUCAUUAAAUGUCCUAUGGGCAACCAAAAUGUCCCACGGACAACGGUUUUGGUUGUCUAAGUGACUGGUUGUCCGAGUGACAUUUAUCAGUCUUUGCGCUUUCUGAUAAUAAAUAAUGAUAUUUUGAAUUACGUCUUACGCACAGUGAAAAAUAUAAAUAAAAUAUAAUAUAUAUUUCACUUUUAUUUACUAUGAUAUAUCAAAUAACGUUUUUGUGCUGGUUGUCCGGUAGACACACAAAAAAGCCACGCACUUUUUCAAAACGCGCGCGACCGACUGACACCGCGGCAA
This is a messenger RNA of Pieris rapae (cabbage white), 3407 nucleotides long. RefSeq lists its product as uncharacterized. The coding region runs from base 66 to 2360 and encodes 764 amino acids. The record is from RefSeq and is a predicted model, not a curated record. The transcript has 12 exons. Gene Ontology annotation, biological process: DNA repair; DNA damage checkpoint signaling. Lineage: Eukaryota; Metazoa; Arthropoda; Insecta; Lepidoptera; Pieridae.